Fundulus heteroclitus (mummichog) is the source of this 3002-nucleotide messenger RNA. RefSeq names its product serine/threonine-protein kinase OSR1. Gene Ontology annotation, biological process: protein phosphorylation. Gene Ontology annotation, molecular function: ATP binding; protein serine/threonine kinase activity. NCBI's taxonomy places the organism in Eukaryota, Metazoa, Chordata, Actinopteri, Cyprinodontiformes, Fundulidae. The coding region runs from base 187 to 1749 and encodes 520 amino acids. The record is from RefSeq and is a predicted model, not a curated record. The transcript has 17 exons.
CUGCGUCAGCCGCGCGUGAAGUUGUGUUGACAGGGGCGGCAGCCAGGAGUUGUCAAAGGAACAGCAGCAGCAGCAGCAGCAGCCAGCUCCCACGAAGCCGAAUGGACUAGAGUCACAAGCUGUCAUUUCACACCGCGUCUGUGUUACCGCUUCCAAGCGCCUUUUCGCUCCUGUGAGGAAACAAACAUGGCAGACGAACAGUCCACCCAGUCCUGGUCCAUCAACAGGGAUGACUACGAACUCAAUGAGGUGAUAGGCAGCGGAGCCACCGCAGUCGUCCAGGCAGCAUUCUGCAAGCCAAGAAACGAGAAGGUGGCCAUCAAGCGCAUCAACCUGGAGAAGUGUCAAACUAGCAUGGACGAGCUCCUGAAAGAGAUUCAGGCGAUGAGCCAGUGCCACCAUCGAAACAUUGUGUCUUAUUAUACCUCCUUUGUGGUGAAAGAUGAACUGUGGCUGGUGAUGAAGCUGCUCAGUGGCGGCUCCGUGUUGGACAUCAUCAAGCACAUCAUCUCACGCGGUGAGCACAGGAACGGCGUGUUGGACGAGGCCAGCAUCGCUACCAUCCUGAGGGAAGUCUUGGAAGGGCUGGAGUACCUCCACAAAAAUGGACAGAUUCACCGAGAUCUGAAGGCUGGAAACAUUCUUCUGGGAGAUGACGGCUCCGUGCAGAUUGCUGACUUCGGUGUGAGUGCCUUUCUAGCUGCAGGAGGAGACAUGACGAGGAAUAAGGUUCGGAAGACGUUUGUCGGGACGCCGUGCUGGAUGGCCCCGGAGGUCAUGGAGCAGGUCCGUGGCUACGAUUUCAAAGCAGACAUCUGGAGUUUUGGGAUAACGGCAAUCGAACUGGCUACUGGGGCUGCACCAUAUCACAAAUACCCACCCAUGAAGGUGUUAAUGCUGACUUUGCAGAACGACCCUCCUUGUCUGGAGACGGGUGUUGCAGACAAGGAAAUGGUGAAGAAAUACGGCAAGUCGUUCAGGAAGAUGAUCUGCUUAUGUUUACAGAAAGAUCCAGAAAAAAGACCAACGGCUGCCGAGCUGCUGAAGCACAAAUUCUUUACAAAAGCCAAGAACAACGAGUACUUGCAGGAAAAGCUCCUGAUGAAGGGUCCCACAAUAUCAGAUCGAUCUAAAAAGGUGCGUCGUGUGCCCGGCUCGAGUGGCCGCCUCCACAAGACGGAGGACGGCGGGUGGGAGUGGAGCGACGACGAGCUGGACGAGGAGAGCGAGGAGGGAAAAGCUGCCGUGGCGGCUCUGCGGUCACCCAGAGUGAAGGACGGCUCCCAAAACAUGGAGCUUUUCCCACCAGCAGAUGGCUCCACCACGCAUCUGCAGCCGCCCACAGCCGCGCAUGACAGACCCGCCAGUUUGGCCCCGGCAGGAGACGACCCGCAGGCGGCCGCUCAGCCAGCGAGCCCCUCACACGGACCUGCUGUCCAGGAGCCUGCAGCUCUCACUGUUCCCAUCAGCCUCGUCCUCAGACUGAGGAACACCAAGAAAGAGCUCAAUGACAUCCGCUUUGAGUUCAUGCGUGGCAGAGACUCUGCUGACGGCGUCUCUCAGGAGCUGGUCUCGGCCGGUCUGGUUGACGGGAGGGACUUGGUCAUCGUUGCUGCCAAUCUGCAAAAGAUUGUUGACGAUCCUCUGAAUAACAAAAAUGUGACCUUUAAACUGGCGUCUGGCGUGGAGGAGUCAGAGAUUCCUGAUGAUAUAAAGCUGAUUGGAUUCGCGCAGCUCAGCAUCAGUUAAUUCCAGCGGAGUUGGGAAAAUAAGACUGAAACAUGGUUUUGCACAGCUGCAUUGUAGUCAACUCCAAGGACCCACUACUGCCAAAGAGAGGAGACUGAUGAUGAGGAGGAGGAGGAGGAGGAGGAGGAGGAAGCAGCGGAGAAAACGUGAGCUUGGCAGGAGUGUGACACUACUGCAGGACGCACGAGGACCACACCGAGGGGCUCAGCUCAUCACAGGAAUCACACUUGAAAUGUUUACAGUGCGCUUAUACAGUCAACGGGAGAGUAAAAAAUGCAAUCAACUAUUAUCUGCUCCUUUUAUUUCUCUUACUUUUAGCCCUCCUCCUCGUACACGAGAGCAAUCCAAACAAUCUCCUGCCAGUACUGGAAACGUUUGCCUUUUUCUUUCUUUCUUCUAAGUCAGCUGUGCCACAAAGCUCCAGAGUGUUGUGCCACGUUCACGCGACACUUUACGCUACCCUGAAACUGAACGGUGCAAGUUGGGCCUUAGUCACCGCUAACUCCCCGAGUGUUUGGCAAACAAACAAACGUCUAAGAACAUCCCCUUGAGGUCGAUACAGACGUCGUACCUAAACACGUCGUAGCAAGGCUUUUUCCCAUCCGGACUCCUGUACAAAGCCGUCAGACGCGGUGUUAAAGAUCCGAACGUCACCAGGGGGUUCGAGCUCUGACUGCACUGUUAAAACUAUUCAGAUGUUGGCAGCGGCGGCUCAGUUUUUUUUAAAAUAAAGUUCUUUAUCCACUGGCGUUUUCUGAUGUACACACAGGUUUAUUUUCUCUCACUGAGCUCUGCCGAAUAUCCUUCUAUGCAAUAGUGCUGUUUGUUUUAUCAGAUUUGACCACCAGUUGCUGUUGUUGCUUCUUUUUAUUGCUUUUUUUUUUUUUUUUUUUUUCGUGUGCAUGCACCUCAAAAGGAGUUCAUUAAAAGGUCAGCCAUCAGAACGGGCAGCUUUAGGAACCUGCCGCCUGCAGCAAAACAGACGACGCUAACGACCCGACUCAUCACCAGUUUGACGUGUGGGAUGGUUGCCGUCUUUUUUGUUUUUUGUUUUUCUUCCUGUAAGAAAUGGUUCAACCCUGUGAUGACCGAUGACCCGACGGCUGCGGACAAUCCUGGAUGCUGGUGAUGGGUGUCGAGUCUGAGGCGACUCAUGUUACACGCCGACUGCAAGUGAACUUCUGCGGAGGCAUGCAUGCUCAAAAUCUGGAAAUGUUCUUCCAAUGUCAAAUAAAGCUUAUAAGGGCCGUUCA